Exophiala xenobiotica is the source of this 4078-nucleotide messenger RNA. RefSeq lists its product as uncharacterized. Gene Ontology annotation, cellular component: endosome; trans-Golgi network; plasma membrane. The transcript has a single exon. Gene Ontology annotation, biological process: phospholipid translocation; retrograde vesicle-mediated transport, Golgi to endoplasmic reticulum; endocytosis. Bases 242 to 3952 code for a protein of 1236 amino acids. Gene Ontology annotation, molecular function: magnesium ion binding; ATPase-coupled intramembrane lipid carrier activity; ATP hydrolysis activity. NCBI's taxonomy places the organism in Eukaryota, Fungi, Ascomycota, Eurotiomycetes, Chaetothyriales, Herpotrichiellaceae. The record is from RefSeq and is a predicted model, not a curated record.
GGCCAAUUCAAUACAAUAUCGUCAAGGCCACCAUAAUAAUCCUCAAGUCCUUCGUUCUGUACGCCUCAACACUCUACAAUGUUCGCUCACCUCUAGAACACGCCAUCAUCGCUACCCUCCCACUCUGUUCCCGUACUGAUCAAACUUGUCCACAUAUGGUGUCUGACUGAUCAACACACCACCCUGCAUCGCCUCCGGGCCAUCCACCUCUUGAUCACAUUAGCCAUGAUCCAGAGCCUACAUGUCUCGGCCAAACACAGUGCAUGCAGGAGGCGACAUCGACUCGGCCUCCGAAGAUGACCUUGACCUCGACGAACUCGAUCCUGCGGCCACCGCCUUCCUAAAUGGCUCACUCGGACAUGCAAGCGAGGAAUCCAAGCGGCGCCUUCAGGGCAAGACUGGAAACAUUCCGCUUCAGAGACUGCAGAAAUACGGUGGCAGCCGGCUAUGGCGUUCCAAAGGAAGACAGAAAGGAGAAUCAGCCGUAGAUGAAGACACGGAAGCCCUGUUAAACAACUGGCCUGGACACUCACGUGGAAAGGGGCACAUACGACGCUGGUCUGAAGAACGGGCUGGCUGGAAUGUCCGCAACCAAAGACGGCAGAACAGCAUCGGGCAAAAUGAUGCAUCGCAAGCACGAGAGACUCCGUCGCGCAGACCGAGUCAGAGCAUGCAGUUCCAAGAGUUUGUCAGGCAGGAGCUGGCCGAUAUGCGGGACAACAAACAUGUCGACAACGCAGACUCUCGCGAGAUUCAAGUCGGGCAGUCCCAGAAGAAGCGAUUCCCUACCAACGUCGUCUCGAACGCCAAAUAUACCGCCUGGUCUUUCCUCCCCCGAACACUGUACAACGAGUUUUCUUUCUUCCUGAACAUAUAUUUCCUGUUGGUUGCAUUAUCACAAAUUAUACCCUAUCUGCGCAUUGGUUACAUGUCGACGUAUAUUGUCCCAUUAGCGUGUGUUCUCACUAUUACGAUCGGAAAGGAGGCCGUCGACGACAUUGCACGGAGACGGCGAGAUGCCGAAGCAAACUCGGAGCUCUUCACUGUCGUGUCUUUUCCAGAUGCUGCGCGACCACGGCAGCAAGGUGUUGUGGAGGUACAGAAACGAUCUCGAGAUAUCAAGGUCGGAGAUGUGUUGAAGCUGGAAAAGAAUCAAAGAGUCCCUGCAGAUGUGGUCAUUCUCCAGAGCCAUUUGACCGAGCUUCACAGCGAACUCACGACCAACGAGGCUGGGGAUGGAGUCGCUUCAGCUUCAGAUACUGGGGAAACGUUUAUUCGAACAGACCAGCUUGACGGCGAGACGGAUUGGAAACUCCGGCUACCUAGCCCUCUAAGCCAGAAUCUCAAGUUGUCGGAAUUGCAGCGCUUACAGAUCACGGCUGGCGCACCCGACAAGCAGGUCAACCAUUUUGUUGGAACGCUAGACCUUCGCUCGAACCAGAGCUCAGCGUAUGACCCUCACCCCAGCGAGCAAGAUCUUGUUCACGAUGCGCCGGAUAGUAGCAAUCAAGAUGAGCUUCAUACGAAUCGCAGCAGCUCGGCGCCUCUCACGAUCGACAAUACCGCUUGGGCAAAUACUGUGCUAGCUUCAAGCACUACCACGUACUGCGUGGUCGUCUAUACUGGCCGCCAAACACGAUCAGCCCUCUCGACCUCUCCCUCAAGGUCCAAAACAGGCCUUCUGGAAUUGGAAAUCAACAAUCUAACCAAGAUCCUCUGCAUUAUGACCCUCACUCUCUCCAUCGUCCUCGUCGCCCUCGAAGGUUUCGAGCCCUCCAACAAAAAGCCCUGGUACGUCGCGAUAAUGAUCUACCUGAUCCUUUUCUCGACCAUCAUCCCAAUUAGUCUGCGUGUCAACCUCGACCUCGGCAAAUCCGUCUACGCCAACUUCAUCGAACACGACAAAGGCAUUCCCGACACGGUCGUCCGCACGAGCACCAUUCCCGAAGAUCUCGGCCGCAUAGAAUACCUCCUCUCCGAUAAAACAGGCACUCUUACUCAGAACGAGAUGCUACUCAAAAAGAUCCAUGUCGGUACAGUCGCCUACUCGGGCGAUGCUAUGGAAGAAGUCGCAGCGUACAUCGACCAGGCAUUCUCAUCCACCGACGACACAGACUCCCAAGGGGCUACCACCACCAAAACCCGCCGCGAAAUCGGCGUGCGCGUACGCGACCUCAUCCUUGCUCUGGCUCUCUGCCACAACGUCACACCUACGACCGAUGAGGUGGACGGUGAAAGAGUUGUCUCCUAUCAGGCCUCUUCGCCCGAUGAGAUCGCGAUCGUCGAGUUCACUGAGAGCGUGGGCCUGCGCGUUCUACACCGCGACCGCGAGAAUAUUGUCCUGCAGUCUGUCAAGUCAGACCGGAUCGUACUCCGCGCCGAAAUCAAGGACAUAUUCCCCUUCACAUCCGACAGCAAGCGCAUGGGCAUCAUCGUUCAACUGUCUUCCGAGAUUCCCGGCAUUACGAGUAUGGCUGGCGAUGAACUCUGGUUCUUCCAGAAGGGCGCCGAUACCGUAAUGUCCAGCAUCGUCGCGGCGAACGACUGGCUCGACGAGGAGACAGCCAACAUGGCGCGCGAGGGUCUCCGGACACUGGUCGUUGGGCGCAAACGUCUCUCGCCAUCUCAAUACGCAGAAUUUUCAAGCGCAUACACAGAUGCCAGUCUGGCUCUGCACGAGCGCGACGCCGGUAUGGCAUCUGUCGUGCAGGCCCAUCUGGAGCACGAUCUCGAACUUCUGGGCGUCACGGGUGUUGAGGACAGACUGCAGAAAGACGUCAAGCCUUCUCUCGAACUCCUGCGCAAUGCGGGCGUGAAGAUCUGGAUGCUGACAGGCGACAAGAUCGAGACGGCGCGCUGUGUGGCCGUGUCCGCUCGCCUUGUGGCCCGUGGCCAGCACAUUCAGACGAUGGCAAGAUUGAAAACGAAGGCACAGGCAAAGGACGCGCUGGACUUGAUGCGCAAUCAGACGGAGUCAUGUCUACUCAUCGAUGGCGAGACUUUAGCCCUCGUGCUCGCCCAAUUCAGGCUGGACUUCAUCACCAUCGCGGUGCAGUUGCCAGCUGUGAUUGCGUGUCGGUGCUCGCCGACGCAGAAAGCCGAGGUGGCACAUCUUAUUCGUAAACAUACCAAGAAGCGCGUGUGCUGCAUUGGCGACGGUGGGAAUGAUGUCAGCAUGAUCCAGGCCGCGGACGUGGGUAUUGGAAUUGUCGGCAAGGAGGGCCGACAGGCCUCGCUCGCGGCGGAUUUCAGUAUCACGCAAUUCUGCCAUUUGACGAAGUUACUCGUAUGGCAUGGGCGGAACAGUUACAAGCGUUCAGCGAAAUUGGCGCAGUUCAUCAUCCAUCGUGGACUUAUCAUCAGCGUGUGCCAGACAAUGUACAACAUUGCUGGACACUUCGAUCCGAAAGGCCUUUUCAAAGACUGGCUGCUGGUCGGAUAUGCCACGGUAUACACUAUGGCGCCUGUCUUUUCGCUAGUGCUCGAUCGUGAUGUGGAUGAGCAGCUGGCCAACUUGUACCCGGAGCUAUACAAGGAGUUGAAGUCCGGUAAGAGCUUGAGUUAUCAGACGUUCUUUACAUGGGUUCUGGUCUCGGUCUACCAGGGGAUCAUAAUUCAAGGCCUUACACAGCUUCUGGUGGGUGAAGUUGACGGUCCUCGCAUGCUCAGCGUCAGUUUCACAGUUCUGGUGCUGAAUGAGUUGAUCAUGGUGGCGGUGGCAGUCACCACGUGGCACCCGAUUAUGAUCAUAUGUAUCGUCGGAACAGCCACGCUGUAUGCGGCCAGCGUACCCUUCCUAGGAGGCUAUUUCGACUUGGCGUACGUUGCUAGCUGGAGUUGGGUCUGGAGGGUCGUUGCGGUCGGAGCCAUCAGUCUUGUUCCUGUCUGGGGUGGCAAGGCCAUUAAGCGCAUGUGGAAGCCACCGAAUUAUCGCAAAGUGCAGGGGAUAUGAAGCGAGCUUUGGCCGCGUGUACGAAUGAAAUGCAACUGCAACUGUUUGAUUAGCUUGCCGAUUUCUAGAUGUUCAAUAGAUCCAUGCGUGUGGGCUUUCGCGGCAGGCAGUGGCUGCUGUCUUCAG